Acanthosepion pharaonis is the source of this 1365-nucleotide messenger RNA. The record is from the annotation of a GenBank genome assembly. NCBI's taxonomy places the organism in Eukaryota, Metazoa, Mollusca, Cephalopoda, Sepiida, Sepiidae.
AUGCCAAAAACUGUUUCUUUUCAAUCUCACUCACGUGGACGACGGGAGACGAGGGUUCAUAUAUUCCUUUCUUUCUAUCUCAGCGUUUUUUAUCUAUCUAUCUAUCUAUCUAUCUAUCUAUCUAUCUAUCUAUCUAUCUCAGUCUAUUCAUAUCUAUCUAUCUAUCUAUCUAUCUAUCUAUCUAUCUAUCUAUCUCAGUUUAUUCAUAGUGCUCUCUCCCAGUCUAUUCAUAUCUAUCUAUCUAUCUAUCUAUCUAUCUAUCUAUCUAUCUAUCUCAGUCUCUAUCUAUUUUAUCUAUCUAUCUAUCUAUCUAUCUAUCUAUCUAUCUAUCUAUCUAUCUAUCUAUCUAAGUCUAUUCAUAUCUAUCUAUCUAUCUAUCUAUCUAUCUAUCUAUCUAUCUAUCUAUCUAUCUAUCUAUCUCAGUCUAUUCAUAUCUCCCUCAGUCUAUUCAUAUCUAUCUAUCUAUCUAUCUAUCUAUCUAUCUAUCUAUCUAUCUAUCUAUCUAUCUAUUUCAGUCUAUUCAUAUCUCUCUCAGUCUAUUCAUAUCUAUCUAUCUAUCUAUCUAUCUAUCUAUCUAUCUAUCUAUCUAUCUAUCUAUCUGUCUAUCUAUCUAUGUCUAUUUUUAUUAUUCUUUUUCUAUCUAUCCCAGCUUGCUCAUACAUAUCGCAGAUUCAUCUUUUUUUCUUUUUUUCUUGCUCACUGGCUUUCUUUCUUUCUUUCUUUCUUUCUUUCUUUCUUUCUUUCUUUCUUUCUUUCUUUCAUAAUCCUGUCAGUUUAUAUUCUUUCUUUCUUGCUCAAUGCCUUUCACUCUUUCUUUCUUUCUUUCUUUCUUUUUUCUUUCUUUCUUUCUUUCUUUCUUUCUUUCAUAAUCCGUAUCAGUUUCUUUUCUUUCUUUCUUGCUCAAUGUCUUUCUUUCUUUCUUUCUUUCUUUCUUUCUUUCUUUCUUUCAUAAUCGGCAUCACUUUCUCUUCUUUCUUUGUUAAUUUUCAUACUCUUUUUUAUCUUCUUUCUUUCUUGCUCAAUGUCAAUUUCUUUCUUUCUUUCUUUCUUUCUUUCUUUCUUUCUUUCUUUCUUUCUUUCCUAAUCCUUAUCAGUUUCUCUUCUUUCUUUCUUGCUCAAUGGCUUUCUUUCUUUCAUAGUCUUUCUUUCUUUCAUACUCUUUCUUUCUUUCUUUCUUUUCUUUCUUUCUUAAUACGUAUCAGUUCAUCUUCUUUCUUUCUUGCUCAAUAUCUUUCUUUCUUUCUUUCUUUCUUUCUUAAUACGUAUCAGUUCAUCUUCUUUCUUGCUCAAUAUCUUUCUUCCUUUCUUUCUUUCUUUCUUUCUUUCCUAAUCCUUAUCAGUUUAUCUUCUUUCUUUCUUGCUUAA